Molecule: messenger RNA, 6015 nt
Organism: Closterium sp. NIES-67
Lineage: Eukaryota; Viridiplantae; Streptophyta; Zygnematophyceae; Desmidiales; Closteriaceae
Source: the annotation of a GenBank genome assembly
UUUGCGGGCAACCAGGCCUGCUACUAAUCCAUCUCCGCCAGUGCUGUGGCCAGGACGGGACGGGACACCAUCGUUCCCUCAUAUCUAUGUGGUGAAGGCACGAGGACGAAUCUCCAUGAAACGCCCGGUGCAGAGCGAGAGUGGCAUCGAGGGAAGUAGCAGCGACUUCGAAGCCAAGUCCCCGCGUGGAGUGGUGGACGCCGCCGUGGGGACUGUUGCUGGUUCCGCGGAGGAAAUCGGCAGUGCUAGCAAUACUAGCACCAUCGACAGCACGAGCGCGCCGUCCCCGUCUUUCCCGCGCGUGGUGGAAGUCGUGGCCUUCGCGGAGCCUGUGCCGCGCUGCGACGUGCCCGGCAUGCGCCUGCAGCUGCCCACGGCCUCAGACCCGCCGGAGCGGUCCAUGGCUCUCGAGAGGUUGUCGCGAUGCGAGCUGGUGGACGCAGUUAAGAGGCUCGAGUCGGACCAUGAGAACUACAAACGCGAAGUGGCGUUCCAGAAGGACCUGCUGGCGUCGGUGGGGCAGGCCGUCAUCUGCACCGACCUCACUGGCACCAUCACCUACUGGAACAAGGCGGCGGAGAUGAUGUACGGGUGGCGCGAGGGCGAGGCGGUGGGGCGCGCGAUAAUGGACGUGACGCCCGCGGACACCACGGUGCAGCAGGCGGAGGAGAUCUUCGGCGCGCUGAGCAAGGGGGAGGUGUGGACCGGCGAGUUCCUCGUCAGGCGUAGAGACGGCUCGCCCUUCCCCGCCAUGGUAACGGACACGCCGAUCCUGGACCCGGCGGGGCAGCUGGUGGGGGUGAUCGGCGUGUCGGCGGACAUUAGCGACCUCAAGCGCAAGGAGGGCGAGAUCCGCGCGCUCAACGCGGCGCUGGAGGAGCGCGUGGUGGAGCGCACGGAGCAGCUGCAGCGCAGCAACGAGGCGCUGAGGCGCGAGAUCGAGGAGCACCUGCGCGCCAGGGAGCACCUGCAGCGGUGCAUCGAGGACUUGGAGCAAUCGCGCAGCCGCAUCUCGCAGCAGUCGGCGGUGCUGGAGCGCAUGGUGGCGGAGCUGCGCGACGCGCGGACAGAGGCGGAGUCCGCCAACCGCCUCAAGUCGCAGUUUCUGGCGUCCAUGAGUCACGAGAUCCGCACCCCCAUGAACGGCGUGCUGGGCAUGACGCGGCUGCUGCUGUCGACGGCGCUGUCGGAGGAGCAGCAGGGGUUCGUGGAGACGAUUCGCAGCAGCGGCGACGCGCUGCUGGCCAUCAUCAACGACAUCCUGGACCUCAGCAAGAUCGAGGCGGGCGAGCUCGAGAUGGAGCACCGCGACUUCGACGUCACCGCGUGCGUCGAGGACAGCGUCAACCUGCUCGCGGUGCGCGCCAUGGAGAAGGGCAUUGAGCUGGUGAGCUACGUGGACGACAGCGUGCCGCGCGUGGUGAAGAGUGACGCCACGCGCCUCAGACAGGUGCUGGUGAACAUACUUUCCAACGCCACCAAGUUCACAAAGCGCGGCGAGGUGGAGGUGACGGUCACAGCCGAGUGCCUGGGCGCCUGCACACGCGGCCACGAGGGGGCUGCUGCCUGCAGAGGCGGCGAGGGGGAGGUGCUUGGGCGAGGGGCCCCGGCGGCACAUGCAGCAGAUGCUGGAGGUGCUUGUGCGGAGACGAUGCUUUCCGAUCUGAAGGCGAGUGCCAUGGAUGCAGGCACUUUUGAUACAGUCACACCACAAGUGGAGGGGCCACUCGAUUCAUCAAACCCCGAGCCCAAGCAAGGAAGCGCUGCUGCGCUGCACUCGAGCCAGCGCUCAGACAGCCGCAUCAAUGGCAGCAGGGGCAGUGCCAGCCACAGCAGCGGCAGCAGCGGCAGGCAGGCGCCCAAGGAGGCGAGCGGCAGCAGCGGCGGGUGGGGCGGCAGGCGCCUGAGGCAGACGGGGCGCAGCCUGGGGGGGGAGGGCGAGCUGGAGCAGGCGCUAUCUGCCGGGUACCAGUGGCACCGCAUCCACGUGCGCGUGCGCGACACGGGCAUCGGCAUCUGCACGGGGCGGCGCGACCGGCUGUUCAAGCCGUUCUCGCAGGUGGACGCGUCCACAACGCGGCAGUACGGCGGCACGGGGCUGGGGCUGGCUAUCUCGCAGCAGCUGGUGGAGCUCAUGGGCGGGCGCAUCUGGGCCGACAGCUUGGGGCUGGGCCUCGGGUCCACCUUCUCCUUCUACAUCACUGCGCUCGCACUGCCCUACUGCCCGCCCUGCAGUGGGUAUGUGGAGCGCGUGCUGGAUGUCGCCUCCCCCUGUGCCAUGCCCCUGGAUGGGUGCGGCUUGGCCCUGCCUGCUGCAGGGGGGGUGGCAGGGGCAGUGGGGGAAGGGAGUGGGGGGGUGGCAGGGAGGGGGGUGCAGGUACAGGUGGUGAGGGAGGAGGGAGAGCGGGAGACGCGGGGCUGUUGUGAAGGACAGGAGGUUGAGGCAAGCGGGGUGAGGGAGGGCGGGGAUGCAGGACACAGAGACAGUGAGGAAGAGGAAGCUCUUGGAGUCGGAGAGGACGCGGAUGAAGUGGCGGCCACGGCCUUCAGGCUGCUGUUCGGCCGCGCUGCCACCACCUCCACCAUCAUUACCACCACCACCCCCACCACCACCGACACUGCCACCAAUGCUGCCAGCAGCGGCAGCACGGGCGGGGAGCAGCGCGGGAGUGGCUCCAGCAGCGCCCUCCCCGCGCGGCGCUUCUUCCGCAGUGCAUCGCUGCCGACCCGCCCGCUGGACUCGGGCAAGCGGCGCCGCGUGGCGGCCGCAGGGGCGGAGGGCAGGGGGGAGGAAGGAGAGAGGCGAGGGUGUUGGGGGCUGGUUGGCGGGAGAGAGCGGGCACGGGGCGAUGGGUGCGUGGGCGAGCUGGCGAUGAAUCUGAGGCGGGUCGCCCUGGCCGGGCACGAUGUCUCGAGGACGCUGCAGCAGGACGGGCGUGCAGCGACACAUGCACAGGGCUGCGCUGUGACACAUGCACAGGGGCAUGGAGGCAACUCACGCGCGCACAUGCCAUCACCCGCAGAUGCCGCAGCCUUGGUACCAGAUCAGAGCGAGCAGCAGGAGCAGGAGCAGGAGCAGGAGCAGGGAAUGGCAUGUGAGUCCCUGCCACCCCGCCUGUCCUUGGACCCCUCCUCAGCUCCAAGGCGCAGCACCACUGCUGCACACAACCCCAAUGCCCAUGCCCACUUCAAUGCCCAUGGCGAUGCUGAUGGCCCCGCCACAGAGAGCCCCUCGCAACAGCCACACACAGCAGCGGCCCUGCCGCCUUCUCUGCUUCCACACAACGAUUGGUGCGUGGCAGGCUGGCCAGCGGACGGCAGACAGCUGGCAUCGCAGCCGGCAUGGGUGGCAGCAUGGCACAAGACCGCCACCCGGUGCUGCGGGUUGCAGGCGCUGGUGGUGGUGGCGCAUGCAGUGACACGUGGCAUGCUGACGAGGCACCUGGUGGGGCUGGGGAUGCGGGUGAGCGCGGCUGCAGGGGGGGAUGCGGCUGAUGCGCUGCUGCUGGGGGGCGUUGGGAGAGGGGGGGGAGAUCAGGGGGGCAGCGUGAAGGGGCGUGUGGGGAGUGGGGAGCGGGGAGCAGGGGAGGUGGGGAGAGGCAUGUGGGGCAGCCAGGCGUGCGGGGUAGAGGCGGAUGGGCGGAUGAACGAGUUGGGUUUGCCUGGCGCUCGCACAGAAGGGGGGUUGGAGGCAGUGGCAGCGAGGAUGGCGGGGGCAGGGCAGCGCCAGCACAGCUGGGAUGGCCAGGGGGGGGACGGGAUGGGGGGGAGGGAGAGGAUAGGUGGCUGCAGGGGCGGAGUGGGGGAGAUGAAGGGGGAAGAAGAGGAUGAGAGGGAGAGCGAGGGGGAGGGGGAGCAGCAGGGGUGCGGAUGUGAGGGGCCGUGUGGCGGAUUCGAUUUGAUUGUGGUGGACUCCCGGCUCCAAUGGCUACCGCCGGCCUCCAUGGCACUGAAGCACGGCAGCAGCGGGCGGGGCACCAAGCUCAUUCUGCUCACGCCGUACUGCGGCAACGUGCAUGUGCGCACUCACUCACACUCGCCUCCCCUUGCCUGCCUGCUCCUUCUCCCCACGUGUCCUUGCUGGCUGCUGCCAUUGCCCAACCCUGCACGUACUCAACCCUUUUCUCCUUCACCACUGUGCGCCUCUCUAUCCUCGCUCCCCUCUACGGCCUCAUCCCUUGUCAUCCCGUCUGUCACCCUCCCAUCUCGUAAUCCCUCUCCCCUUUGUUCUCUCCCCCCUCCUCUCCUCUCCCCCCACCACCCUGCUCCCCACCAGCCCCCCCAGCUGCCAGGCAUGUGCGUGGCGGCUCUCCCCCGCCCCGUGCGCCAAAUCGCGCUCAACCGCCUCCUCGCCUCGCUCUUCCACCCCCACAACCCCGCCGCUCCCAUCCACCCGGAUCCUCCUGCCAACCCUGCCUCCGAGCCUGCUGCCAAGCCUGCUGCUGAGCUUACCCCGGUGGUUGAGAGAGUACGGCAAGGGGAGCAGUGCAGUGGGAGCAGUGGGGGAGGGGGGGAGGGAGAGGAGGGGGGCGAGGAAGAACAAGAGAGUGUGGGAGGUGGCGGAGGUGGGGAGGGGGAGGGGGAAGAGGAGGGAGAGGGGGGUGGGCGGUGCUGUGGGGAUGGCGGUGCGGGCAGGCGUGGGGAUGGGAGAGAGGCGUGGGCGGGGAGGGGAGGAGAGCAGGCACCUGCAGCGCAGGGAGGGGCGAGUGGCGCAGUGGGAGGAGGGGCGAGUGGCGCAGUGAGAGGAGGGGCGCACGGAGCAGCGAGGGGGAGGGCGGAGCGAGCGGGGUUCAGAGUGGGGCUGGCGGAGGCGCACCCCCUCAGAAUACUUCUUGCGGAGGACAACACGGUGAAUCAGAAGGUGGCGACGAAGAUGCUGGCGCGCAUGGGGUAUGAGUGUGCCGUGGCCAGAAACGGGCAGGAGGCCAUCGACCGCCUGCAGGCUGAUGCCUUCGACCUCGUGCUCAUGGACGUGCAGAUGCCAGUGCUGGACGGCAUCGAGGCCACGCGCCGCAUCGCGUCCCUGUGGCCGCGCUGGCAGCACGCAUCCCCCCGCCCGGCCAUCUUCGCGCUGACGGCGAACGUGCUGGAGACGGACCGUGUGCGGUGCGUGGAGGCGGGGAUGGACGGGUUCAUCGCCAAGCCCUUCCAUGUGCUCGACCUCGUCUCCGCCGUUGAGCUCUGCAGCCACAGACGCCAGCAGCUGCAGCAGCAGUGGGGAGUGGGGGCAGCGCCAGCAUCAGUGUCAGCAGCAGCAGCAGAAGCAGCAGCAGCCAUGGGCAGUGGUGAGCAUGGGUUGGCCCCCCUAACCCCGCCUUCCACUCACGCCUGAACGGAGCAGCGCCGGCCAGAUCCCGUGGUCAGCAAUGCAUGCUGGCCGUCCCGGGAAUGGAGACGGGCAGGGCGGCUUCAAGGGCGCGCCCAUCCAUGUGCGCCACCUGGCAGAGGCCCAUCCAUGUGCGCCACCUGGCAGAGGCCCAUCCAUGUGCGCCACCUGGCAGUGGCCCAUCCAUGUGCGCCACCUUGCAGAGGCCCAUCGAACUCUGCAGCUGCAGACGCCAGCAGCAGCAGCAGCAGCAGGGAGGAGGGAUGGCAGGAGAUGCACCAGCAGCACCAGCAGCACCACUGGCAGCACCACUGGCAGCACCACUGGCAGCAACGACAGCCGCAGCAGCAGGUGCAUGCAGCCGUGGCAUGCACCAUGGGUUGACCUGCAACUUGGGCCCGCUGCUCAUGUAAAUUAAAGCCCUCCACUCACGCCUGAGUGGAAGAGGCGCUUCUGAAGCUCGCCGCUUGGACGCCUUGGCUGGGUCUUGUUGAAAUGAAGGUCGUGUUUGGGGAGGGCUCACCUGUCCCAUGGUUUAGGGUACACGACACGACACGACACGUGAUUUGUCAUACUAGUGCAGUGCUCGUUUGUUUUGGUUUGGAUUCUAAAUUAUCCGCUGCCUUGGCGCUGGCUUGCUACCCAUGGAUUGGGCCUCGUUGAGAAGGCUUGACUGCAAGCGUCGAAGC